Messenger RNA from Pseudogymnoascus verrucosus, 1583 nucleotides. RefSeq names its product Succinate--CoA ligase [ADP-forming] subunit beta, mitochondrial (gene TCA9). NCBI's taxonomy places the organism in Eukaryota, Fungi, Ascomycota, Leotiomycetes, Thelebolales, Thelebolaceae. The coding region runs from base 158 to 1495 and encodes 445 amino acids. Gene Ontology annotation, molecular function: metal ion binding; succinate-CoA ligase (ADP-forming) activity; ATP binding. Gene Ontology annotation, cellular component: succinate-CoA ligase complex; mitochondrion. The record is from RefSeq and is a predicted model, not a curated record. The transcript has 4 exons. Gene Ontology annotation, biological process: succinyl-CoA metabolic process; tricarboxylic acid cycle.
CGCACCCGUUCUGCCCCGGGUGGUGAUUGGUAGCUGGCUAUUCGGGAACGCUAGCGUUACAGGAAGCUGUACCCCAAACUGUACAUACGAAGAAUAUAUUGAUGCUUCAAGCCUUCCAUUUCUUAAUUUGGCAACGUUGAAUAUACCGGUUGUCAAUAUGUUCAGAAUCGCUCGCAGAGGGCCAUUGGCCUCGGCCAUCAAGGCUGCCAAAUUCCCGACUCCUUACAGAGCAAUUGGAGCCUCGCAACAAACGAGAGCCCUGAGCAUUCAUGAAUACCUCUCCGCAGACCUCCUCAGGAAAUACGGCAUCGGUGUCCCUCAAGGAUCUGUCGCCAAAAAUGCCGCAGAGGCCGAAGCUAUCGCGAAGCAGAUUGGCGGCGACGACAUGGUCAUCAAGGCACAAGUCCUCGCUGGUGGCCGUGGAAAGGGCACCUUUGACAACGGCCUGAAGGGUGGUGUCCGCGUCAUCUACUCUCCCACCGAGGCCAGGAUGUUCGCGGAUCAGAUGAUCGGACACAAGCUGGUAACAAAGCAGACCGGUGCACAGGGCCGUAUGUGUAACUCGGUAUACAUCUGCGAGCGCAAGUUCGCUCGCCGUGAGUUCUACCUGGCUAUCCUUAUGGACAGAGCCUCGCAAGGCCCAGUCAUCGUUUCCUCGUCGCAGGGCGGCAUGGAUAUCGAGACUGUUGCCAAGGAGACCCCAGACGCCAUCACCACCACACACAUUGACAUCCACACCGGUGUUACUGAUGAGAUCGCACGCAAGAUCGCCGUGGACCUUGGGUUCAGCGAGCAGUGUGUCGAGGAGGCGAGGGAUACCAUCCAGAAGCUCUACAAGGUCUUCAUGGAUAAUGAUGCCACCCAGAUCGAGAUCAACCCCCUUUCUGAGACCAGCGACCACCAGGUUCUUGCCAUGGACGCCAAGCUCGGAUUUGAUGACAACGCCGAGUUCCGCCAGAAGGAAAUCUUCGACUGGCGCGAUACCACUCAGGAGGACGCUGACGAGGUCCGUGCUGCUGAGUCGGGAUUGAACUUCAUCAAGCUUGGCGGUGACAUCGGAUGCCUUGUCAACGGUGCCGGUCUUGCCAUGGCUACCAUGGACAUCAUCAAGCUUAACGGUGGUGAGCCAGCCAACUUCCUCGACGUUGGUGGUGGUGCUACCCCUGCCGCCAUCAAGGAGGCUUUCACCCUCAUCACCAGCGACCCCAAGGUCUCUGCUAUCUUCGUCAACAUCUUCGGUGGUAUCGUCAGAUGUGAUGCCAUUGCCAAGGGCCUCAUCAGCACUGUUGAGAGCAUGGACCUCCGCAUCCCAAUUAUUGCCAGGUUACAGGGCACAAACAUGGAGGCUGCGCACACUUUGAUCAACGAGUCCGGACUGAAGAUCUUCUCUAUCGAUGAUCUCCAGAGCGCCGCUGAGAAGUCUGUCCAGUUCUCGAAGGUUGUAAAGAUGGCACGCGACAUCGAUGUCGGUGUUGAGUUUUCUUUGGGCAUCUGAGCGGUUUAGACAUUCGGGGGUUGCCAUGUACUGAUUCCUAGAGUUUACUUCGGUAUACGUGUACACAUACGAUUAAUUUUUCCAUCUC